UCGGCAAUUGACAUCAGUUAUUAUUGGAUAUAGCGACGGAAAAGAAAAUUAUUUCGUGUUCCCGUGUACCUAAUAUUUGGACGCCCGUCGUCGUGACGCUUAUACAUGUAUGCAGUCCCUCUCGUGAACCUAUUAAUAUAUUUGCAAAAGCCGUGACAGGCUUAAUUUAACCCACCUCUAUGUCCACAACGAGGCGGUACACACGUGGUUAAAAGAAGUUUCAUAAUUUUAUUUGCUGACAAAAAAUCCUCUCCACUAAUAUUAUAUAUACGAAGACUGUAGGUAAUACUGAGUGUUAAAAUGUAUUCCAUUUCCAAUGUAUUCAACUCAAGACGAUAUACCGAGUGAAUAACUGAAGAAAAUAAAUUAAUUAACAGAAAAAUGUGGAAGACAAUUAUUCUUGAGCUCCUCAUAAUCUCAUCUGUACAAAUGAUGGAAAGAAGAAAAUGUUGCGAAGGUGAAAAUUUGAUAACGAUGAACAGCACUUGUGCAGACGAAACGGAAUUGGUAGCAGAAUUUAAAUGUGCAGAAACGUAUAUUUUGGACCCGAAAGACAUAUCUACGUAUAAUUUUACCCUAGACGAGCAUAACUAUUUAAUUAUUACACUAGAAAACUUCGUAGACAUUUAUGUUGUCCCAGACAUGUAUUGCUUAGGAAGACUUAACGAAACAGAUGAUGAAUCAGAAGAGGCAGCUAUAAUAUGUAAAACCGCCCCCGAAAAUAAUCCCAAUAACAUAUCGUAUUAUAUAAAAGCAACAUGUUCUGCAAUAGCUCUUUUUUUACUACUGGCAAUUGUUUUGAUUUAUUUAGCGGUUCCAACAUUGAAAGAUUUAUUAGGUAAAUGCAUCAUUAUAACAAUCUUUUCACUGACAGUGGCUUACACAAUUAUGGCAGUUUUACAAUUAUACAACGAUUUUCCGGGAGAUUAUUGCGUAUAUGCUGUUACAGGACUUUAUCUAUUUUUGUUAAUAGCAUUUUUCUGGCUGAACAUACUUUCUUUUCACGUUUUGCAAAAAGUUAUGAUGUUUUACGGGAGCACUGUAAAAUGGUUCGUAAUAUACUCAGUGUAUGGAUUUGGUACGCCCAUAAUUUUGCUGCUUUCCGCCCUUUUGACUCGCAAUCCAGGUAUUGAUGAGGACGUCUUGGAUCAUUUACAUAUGACAUGUUGGUUUGGAUCAAAGUCCACAAUGGUUUUUGUCUACGGCCCAGUAUUAAUUUUGUUAAUUUCCACUUCUGCCAUUAUUUUAUAUACGGUGAAAAAAUUAUGGAAUGACGUGGACCCCAAUAACGUGACAAGAAGAAUAGUAGUUCUACGAUGCAAAUGUUUACUAAUAUUUUAUAUGUUUCUUAUAAUGGGUAUUACAUGGAUGAUAGAGACAUUAGCAUUUUUUAUGAAUGAUAUUCAUGAAUACGUGAAAUACGUUUGGAACGUAAUUUAUUUUAACGAUUUUAUUCAAGCAGUUUUACUCUUUCUGGUACUCGUUAUAUUAAGAAAACGAACUUUGCGAGGUUUAGGUAUGUUUGGAUUUUUCUGUGUUAAUUGUCCCCAAAAAUGUCGUACUGUAAUAGACGAAGAGGAUGGAAAUCAGCCAUUUGUGCCAGAAAACAAGUCUUACAUAUAAACCUAUAAAGUUAGAAACACGGCUUUUCAUUUUUGUUAAAUAAAGUCCUAAAAAUGA
Molecule: messenger RNA, 1680 nt
Organism: Agrilus planipennis (emerald ash borer)
Lineage: Eukaryota; Metazoa; Arthropoda; Insecta; Coleoptera; Buprestidae
Product: G-protein coupled receptor Mth2-like
Exons: 8
Coding region: 382-1623 (413 amino acids)
Biological process (GO): cell surface receptor signaling pathway
Cellular component (GO): membrane
Molecular function (GO): transmembrane signaling receptor activity
Source: RefSeq, a predicted model, not a curated record